This is a messenger RNA of Cantharellus anzutake, 2763 nucleotides long. RefSeq names its product FtsJ-like methyltransferase-domain-containing protein. The coding region runs from base 48 to 2642 and encodes 864 amino acids. The transcript has 12 exons. NCBI's taxonomy places the organism in Eukaryota, Fungi, Basidiomycota, Agaricomycetes, Cantharellales, Hydnaceae. Gene Ontology annotation, molecular function: rRNA (uridine-2'-O-ribose)-methyltransferase activity; rRNA (guanine) methyltransferase activity. Gene Ontology annotation, biological process: rRNA methylation; maturation of LSU-rRNA from tricistronic rRNA transcript (SSU-rRNA, 5.8S rRNA, LSU-rRNA); maturation of 5.8S rRNA from tricistronic rRNA transcript (SSU-rRNA, 5.8S rRNA, LSU-rRNA). The record is from RefSeq and is a predicted model, not a curated record. Gene Ontology annotation, cellular component: nucleolus; nucleus; preribosome, large subunit precursor.
CUAGCACGUGAACGGGAAAUUUCUCCACACCACCUAUUUUAGCGGUUAUGGGGGGGACCCAGAAGAAGACUGGGAAAGGACGUCUUGACAAGUACUACAAGCUUGCCAAAGAGCAAGGCUAUCGUGCUCGUUCUGCCUUCAAAUUAAUACAACUAAACAAAAAAUUUCAGUUCCUGGGGAACUCGAAAUGUUGUAUUGACUUGUGCGCGGCCCCUGGCGGUUGGCUGCAAGUUGCUAGCAAGUAUAUGCCUGCAAACAGCUUGAUUGUUGGGGUAGAUCUCGUUCCUAUUAAGCCUAUUCCGAGGGUCAUGACUUUUACUGCUGACAUAACGACCCCACAAUGCCGAUCCCUGCUACGAGAUCAUCUCAAAAUGUGGAAAGCGGAUAUAAUAUUGCAUGAUGGCGCACCUAACGUUGGUACCGCGUGGGUCCAGGACGCCUACUCCCAGGCCGAACUUGUACUUAGCAGCUUGAAGCUUGCUGUUGACUUCCUCAUCAAGGGGGGCACGUUCGUGACGAAGGUGUUCCGGAGUCAAGAUUAUAACAGCCUUGUUUGGGUUUUCAAUCAGCUGUUUACAAAAGUGGAAGCUACAAAACCACCAUCGUCAAGAUCUGUCUCUGCAGAAAUCUUCGUCGUCUGCUCUAACUUCUUGGCACCUACUCAAAUAGAUCCAAAAUUCCUUGACCCUAGACAUGUUUUCAAAGACGUUGACACCCUUCCUCCAGCCCCCGAUGCCUCAGUUUCAUCCAACAAAUUGACACCUAAUGCCAUCAGCGUUUUCAAGCCAGGAACGAAGCGGAGGAAUCGUGAAGGAUAUGCUGAUGGAGAGAACAUUCUUUUCAAGUCUGCCACUGCCUCCGAAUACAUUUAUUCCCGGAACGUCGAUCCAAUCACUCUCCUUGGAAGCUACAACAAAAUCGAAUUCGUUUCUGAAGAGGAGAAGAAAUGGAGAGAUGGACCACUCAUGACAGAGGAGUUACGACAAUGCUGUGAGGAUCUGAAGGUCCUAGGGAAAAGAGAUUUCAAGAAUCUGUUGAAGUGGCGUUUGCAACUCCGAGAGGAGCAUGGUCUCGAGUCCCAAAACAGACCAGAAGAAACCAUGGAGGAAACCGUUGCAGUGGAAGAGCCCUUAGAUGAGGAUGCGGUGAUUGAUGAGGAGCUUGAGCGCCUCAACGUUGAAGCUGCCACCAAGCGGAAGCGCGAGAGACGGAAGACCAAUGAGAGAAAGGCGAAGGCUGUACAACGCAUGCAGUUGAACAUGAUCGCUCCUAUGGACAUUGGACAGGAACUUAAUGACCGGGCGCUUUCUGGAUUCGAAGAUUUGAACCUUGGUGCUGCGCGCCCGAAUCGGGAAGAUGCUGAGAUGUUCAAUCUAGAGGAUGCGAAUGCUCUUGAUGAUGAUGUGAGCGGCGACGGUCUAUCUGAUCAAAACUCGGACGAGGAGCAGGCCGAGGAGACUGAGGAUGAGGCCCUCAACACCGAAGAUGAACAAGAGAAAAGGCUGGCAAGACUUGAGGGCGACGUGGACGUGAUGUACGAGUCCUACCUGGAGAGCCGCGAGGCGCGUGCAAAGUCCAAAAAGUAUGACGUUUGGGCGGGAAUACGCAAAGAUGACGAUGACGUUUCCUCUUCGAGUGGCGAGGAAGAUAAUGGGAAGGAUAUGGAUGCCGCCAAUGAUGAAGGUGGAUGGGACGCCGUUCAACGUGCCAAGGCUGGCAUGGAUCGUGAUUCAUCGGAUGGUGACUUAGGCUCCGAAGGUGAAGGGGAGCCUUCUGUCUCUGUCAAGAAACGAAAGGGCGAAAACGGGAAAGCCAGCCUCAUUGUGCGCUCUCUUGAUCCAACUCCGAAGCCGUCAGCCAGUAAAAUAUCUCGAGUUUGGUUCAGUCAGGACGUCUUCAAAGGGAUUGAAGGGGAUAUCGACAAUGUCGAGGGCGACGAGGACGAGGAAAGUAAUGAAGACGUUUCUGUGGUCGAUGACAAACCUCAGUCCGAAGAUGGUUUCGAGAUUGUCCCUCAGGAGCCCGAUAAGGACGAACUCGAAUGGGAUGCUAACGAUGAAGAUCAGGACCGCGUCAAAGCACGUCAUAUAAAGAAGUACGGUUUGACAACGGCUGCGGCUGUGACACUCGCCCAGAAACUUGUAAACCGCGAAACUACCAAGACUCACCUUAUUAACGACGGUUUCAGCCGCUACUCCCUCAACUCCAAAGAAGGCCUCCCCGAUUGGUUCCUCGAGGAUGAGCGAAGGCACUACAUCCCUAAUAUCCCAGUUACCAAGGAAGCGGUUCAAAUGCUCCGCGCCAAGAUGCGUGCGUUGGAUGCUCGACCGAUUAAAAAAAUCGCCGAAGCCAAGGCACGGAAAAAGAUGCGUGCUGUGAGACGAUAUGAGAGAGCCGCGAAGAAGGCGGAAGGCCUUUUGGCACAGAAAGACUCGACCCUCACUGAGAGGGAGAAGGCUGAUGAGGUAGCGAAGUUGUUGAAGAGGAGUAUGGCCAAGGAGAAAAGAAAGCAGGAUGAAGUACGAGUGGUAUUUGCCAAAGGUUCAGCAAAAGGUCUCAAGGGACGGCCGCUGGUAGGCAAAAAAGAUCUCCGCGCAAAGAAGAGGAAAGAGAAGGAAAACAAGAAGCGGAAACGUGGCUGAAUGCAGCAUGAUCCUGUUCGCUUGCCUAUUACGAUAUCCAGAGUGAACGCUCUGAAUUACCAUCGUACAGACACCGCAGGUAUUGUUAUAUACGUUAGGCUACUAAUAUCAUGUAAUUGCA